Notolabrus celidotus (New Zealand spotty) is the source of this 1932-nucleotide messenger RNA. RefSeq names its product Myb/SANT-like DNA-binding domain containing 1 (gene msantd1). The record is from RefSeq and is a predicted model, not a curated record. Gene Ontology annotation, cellular component: nuclear body. Lineage: Eukaryota; Metazoa; Chordata; Actinopteri; Labriformes; Labridae. The transcript has 4 exons. Gene Ontology annotation, biological process: positive regulation of DNA-templated transcription. The coding region runs from base 102 to 938 and encodes 278 amino acids.
CAUCUCAACCCACAAGCCAACAUUAGCUGACCUCCAUGAGCUCCAUUGCACAAGGGCAGCAUUGAAUUCAACCAGCACAGGCCAAGAGAACCAUUUCAAACAUGGCAUCAGAGGACGGUUUCAGCUACCUAAUACAAGGCCACAGUGAGAAACACAGACGGGCCCCGAAUUGGACAGACGGGGAAAUGAAGGCCCUCCUGUACGUGUGGGAGGAAUACCACAACGAAUUGAAAACAAGCAAGAGGAACGCAAAGGUUUACGAGAAGAUGUCCCAGAGGUUUUUCCAGCUGACUGGAGAGCAGCGUUUCAAAGAGGAGAUCAAGAUGAAAAUCACCAACAUGUCUUUUCAGUACAGGCGACUGAAAGCCACAUCCAUUGAAAGCGGGGAGACACCAGACUGGCCGUAUUUCAAACCCAUUGAGAAGAUCCUCUCCAAGCCGCUGGAGAAUGGGCGGGUGAACUGUUUGGACUACCAGGCCUCAGCUGCGGGUCCCUCCACUUCCUCUCAGUCUACAGACAACGUGGUGACCCUGACAGAUGACGGAGUGAUAGGAUUCCUGCCAGAGUACACGGGCUCCUCAGAUGAGAUGGAGAUUAAACAAGAGCUGGACUCACUGAGCUCUGACAGUGAGCACACACAAGGCUCCAGCUCUCACCCUUUAGGCAGGAAAAGACGCGGCAACAGACAACAGUCCAUGAAGAGAAAGAAACUCCGGGUAAUGCAGGCCAUGCUGCAGCAACAGAAGAGGUCGAGCCGGGCCAUAGAGGAGACAUGCAGGGAGGUCCGUCGAGCCAUGCACCAACAGAACCUCCUCCAGGUCCAGUGUCUGCAGCUGCAGGAGCGCAUGAUGAACCUGCUGGAGAAGAUGAUCCAGCCUCCGUCUACUACGUCAGCAUCGUGGGGCCAGGGUGGGGUCAAAGAUCCAGGGCAGCCAUAAAGCAUGAUUUUUAGGUUUGUCUUGGAGAGAUUAUUGUCUUGCCUCACCUAUAGCCUAUAGUUAUUAUAGAGUUUAGUUUAGUAUCCAACGUUUGGAAGGCGUUUUGCGUUGCAGAUGAAACGUUGGUCUUAUCGGUUCAGAAAUGCUAUACAGAGGUACAAAAAUACCCUGUUAGGAUUUCUCAAGGUGCCAUAAGCCUGAAUAUAUUAAAGGAGGAUGCCCCUGCUAAUAUCCCUUCAUGAUAUAUGCUGGUUGUUAAGCAUCUGUCAUUCUCCAAAGUGACAUUUCAUCUUCAGGAUAUUUGUUAUACUUCUCGUUUGUUUGAUUAUUUGUCAAGCGCCCUUUUUAAAAUCACUGUGGAACAACAGCCUUGCAAAAAUACACUUGUCACUUCACUGUGCUGGGAUAAUUACAUGUUGUGAAGGUUUGAUGCCAAAACUGGGCAAUUUGUAGCAUAAUGAACCAGGAGAUGAGGCAAUAAUCCCUUUUACUGUUAAAGGAGCUGAUAAACAUAAAAUUCAGCCUUCAAACGGUCCUUUUUGUGCUGAGUAGCAUUAUAUUUGACAAAAGGAGUGAUAAGGCAGGGUUGCUUCUGACCUUGAAUUUAUGUAGUUUACAUAAAGAUGUGAUAAAACUGAAAGUGAACUGUAAAAGACAGAGUCCCUGACCAUGGCUUCUCUGAAUUUAAGAAUGAAAGAGUGAAGCUCUAUUUCCUCCUUUCAACUGAUAUUCCUGUUCAAGGUGAGUCUCAUGUAGAUUCCAGAAAGAUAAAUCUGAACAACUGAGUCACAAAUUGAUUCCUCUUCAGAUUCAGCAACUCUACUGUGACUAUACAGUGAUACAUCUUGUGUGCCCUUGUUGUUUUAGGAUUAGGUAAUGCAAACUUCAAAACAGAAACAGAAUAAACACUUAUUUUUCCUCAAUAUGUAAAGACUUCCUGUUCUUUCCCUUUGCUGCAUUUCUGCUGAAUAAAAUAAUGCACAAGCUGCAGUCA